AUGGCAGUCUGGUGCCGGGGCUGUCGGUGCUAUGUGGAGGAGGAUCUUUAUCGGGGCUACUGCGGGCACUGCUGGGAGCAGUGGAAGGAGGCCGGCACAGGCAGCAGACAGCCCCCGUUUGCGCCGGAGGGGCGCAGCUACUUUCGAAUUACCAAGCUGCCCGUGGGAGAGCUCCAAUUUUCCCAAGCGACAAUCUCUGGCAGCUUCCGCGAUGGGGCAUCCUUGCGUGAGACUGAAAGCAUGCUGCGCAUGAAUCCGGACUUGGUGCACAAGAUUCCCUUCAUCAGCGUGGUCCGUGAUGAGGGUAAACUGGUUUCUAUGGACAACAGACGGCUGUACACCUUUAGAAUGGCCUUUGAUGACGAUCACCAGGUCCCCAUCAAACUCUACGACAGCAAGGAGGAUUUUGGAUUGGACGAGUUCCAUCGAAAAGCCACUUCCAUUUGCGGCGGACAUCUUGUUGAAGUGCGUGAGGAAAGCGCAGAGAAGGACUGA
Messenger RNA from Symbiodinium sp. CCMP2592, 495 nucleotides. Lineage: Eukaryota; Dinophyceae; Suessiales; Symbiodiniaceae. The record is from the annotation of a GenBank genome assembly.